Messenger RNA from Leptinotarsa decemlineata (Colorado potato beetle), 613 nucleotides. It is a transcript of the gene rogdi, whose product is annotated as rogdi atypical leucine zipper. Gene Ontology annotation, cellular component: RAVE complex. The record is from RefSeq and is a predicted model, not a curated record. Lineage: Eukaryota; Metazoa; Arthropoda; Insecta; Coleoptera; Chrysomelidae.
CAAUCACUAUACAAACGAACAGAUCGUUAAUUAAAUUUUCAUUAGACUGGUGAAUUUGUGAUUGAUUUAUGUAAAUUCAUGGGCUGUGUAUUUGCCAGGUGAAAAAGAAAGAAUUAUUUUCAAAACAACUAUGGUUGAUUGUGAGAGGCAAGAAGCUUCAAAUUUGCAAAAAGAAUUCGAAUGGGUAUUAAACCAAGAAGUUCAUAAGGGACUGGCCCAGAUUCACCAAAUUCUUGUGGAAUGUGCUAGGAGGUUUCCUGUUGCAUUAUAUGGACAUGAUAAUUCAUCCAAACAAGACAAAUUUGUCCUCUCUGUUCCAGCAGAUCAGUUAAAAUGUGUUGUCACAUUGACUGGAGAUAGCAUCACACAUGCUGAUAUAACGUUCAAAGUUGUAAGACAGACCACGGCAACUAUGGUUCGCACCACGAUUCAAAGUGAGUAUCCAUGGAAACUCCAACAGGUUCAAGAUGCAGCAAAUCAUUUACAACAAGCAAUUUAUCAUAUUGACGAUGUGGGAAAACAUUAUAAAUUCAGGCAAGUAUAUACUUUGGAAUCAAUAUCUUUCAGUGAUGCUGAAAAAUUUGCAAAAUUGUUUUAUCUCAAGAUUUUCUAG